AUGGUCGCUGCCCACCUAGUUCCUGGUUUAUUGUCGACUCCAUGGCCGGCAGCUGACCAUGGCAGACGCCUGGAUUGUGCGUUUUCUUCUCACCGGCCCCGAUUUAGGGCUACGGUGAGGACCCCGGGAUCAUUCACUUGCGGCAGCACCCGCGGCGGCGGAGGCAGCGGUGAGGACCGGAGUAGGACGGCCGCCGUCACGCCGGAAACAGAAAUGGUCAGUCCGGCAGUGGAUUGCAUAGGGACUGGGUCCAGCGUGGAGUGCCUGGUCUCCGACAGCUCCUCCGCAGCCGAUGAUCUGUUGAAGGCGAAGAACAUCAAGGUUGUCGAUGAAGAGAGCGGCACGGGAGCCGAUUCGGCUUUGGCUCAGGGGAUCGUCGAGUGGGCGGUGCUGGUGUCGCCGUUUUUUUUCUGGGGAACGGCGAUGGUCGCCAUGAAGGAAGUGAUACUCAGGGCCGGCCCAUUCUUCGUUUCUGCGUUCCGGCUGAUACCGGCGGGGUUUAUGCUCAUCGGGUUUGCCGGAAUCAGGGGGAGGAAACAGCCAUCUGGGAACCUCGCAUGGCUAUCUAUCCUUCUCUUCGGCGUGGUUGAUGCCACGUGCUUUCAGGUAUCCUGAUCCAUCACAUUAGCAUGCAUCCGACCUUGCAUUUGUUUCCAUUUAAUUUUUCAUGAGAUCAUAUUACUCGUAUCUAAGUGGAGAUUCUUCUUCUCUUUGUAUGAAAUCGCAGGGUUUUCUCGCAGAGGGUUUGCAGAAGACCUCGGCCGGAUUGGGUAGCGUACGUUCAUAUCCUAUAAUCUGAUGAAUGCCUGGUUCAUAACUCGUUUGAGCUCGAGCUCGUGCCGCCGUUGAAUUAAGUUAUGGAGAGCUUUCUUUCAGACCGACGAACUACGCGUUGAACCUGAAUUUCUUUAUUAAGGGAGAAAUUUAUCUAUAUUUGUUGGCGCAUCAUGACUCAGGAGCACAUGUGAGUGAACCUACGAAUGCAUCUAAUAAUUAAUUUAAAUAGUCUCGUUUAACGCAGUGAAACCGUAGUUACAGGUUUGUUCUAUAUUUGGACAGUCGAGAGUAGUACUCUUGAGCCUCUUAUUUAACUCUUUGAAAUGACCUGAUUAUGUCUGCAAUAUUGAACCAUCAUCACACAUUCUACAAAUCAAGUUGGCCAUUCUCUAUUGGGUACUCCGAGGUAAAAUGAUACUUAUUUAAAUAUAUUUAAUUAAUUUCACCUGAGGAAGAGGAACCAUAAAUGGUUGUCCCUUGGACCAUCCAGAGUGUCCUCUAUUUCUUUGACCUAAGCUUUCCUUGGAAUAUAUGUUUGAUGUAAGUCAAAAUUCCUCUUUUGAAAGAUCUGCUUAAUUGCCUCAGAAAAACACCCUUGCUAACGGUUCUUCAAAAACAAGAUUUUAGUUCUGCAGGAUGCGAGAUGCAAAUUAAAUGAUAAUAUCACCAGUAGAGCAGACUGCGACUUGUUGAGUUGCCAAGAUCGUUUCGCUCCCCGUUAAUUUCCAUUUACGAUCAAUCUUUUUCUAGGUUGUCAUUUCAGAUCCUAAUUUUGUCUUCUUACCUAUUCUUUCCUUUACACUAUAAUUUAACAGCUUGAAGACAGUUCUCUCGUGCAUAACAAGUGUCAAACUUUAAUUAUAUUCGUUUAAUUGUUUGGCUACCCCUCACGGCAUUUCCUUUUUUUUUUAUAAUAUAUGUCUCUCUCACACAGUCUACCUGCGUUUUGGUUACUGCAAUCUACUUACAAUUGUAUAAAUAGGAUUCCUAGAUGUUCCUCGUGGAAUUCUCCUUAUAUCAUCCUAAUGCUCUAGAAUGGCAGCAUAUAUGAUACAUAAUAAAACUGGCAGGAACCAGGAAGGCCCAAAAUAUUUAGCCAUGCGGCUUCUAGUUGAUCCUUUAUUGUGGCUAAUGUUAGUAUAUUCCUCUUUUUUAGGAUCUCCUUUUGUUUUAACAAUUGCUAUUAGUAGUUCUUUUGAUGGGAUCCAGCAAAAGCUCUUCUUUUUUAAAGAUGAAGGAGCAGCGUAAGGGCAUGCUUUUGUCCCCUGAUUCAUUUUUUCUCUCUUCAUUUCACUGUGGGUUGAAGGUUCGAUGACACUCUUUAGCUUCUCCUAGGUUAUCAUAAGUGUGGCAACAUGAUUGGUUGAGUUGAUUAUUUCUCAACCUUCAUUUCACUCUAUGAUUUCACUCAAUAUACGAUCCUUUGUGCUGAAUCUGGGGUGAUAAAACUGGAUCUUCAAUGAGCAAAUUCAUCUAUGCCUUGUUUAGAAAUUCUUUCAGCUUUAAGAGUAUGAAAGAUGUCAGGAUAUUGCCCGCUUUUCACUUCAACCUUUUUUUUCUUAAUGUCCAGGUCAUCAUUGAUUCUCAACCUUUGACGGUUGCAAUACUUGCAGCAUUGCUUUUUGGAGAAUCUAUUGGUCUAGUUGGAGCUGCUGGACUUGCACUUGGUCUUAUCGGGCUCCUGCUUCUUGAGGUUAACCCUCAAAAAAUUUCUUUGAAUUUAUUUGAAUGUGUUCUGAAAAUCUCGAUUUGAGAAAAUCUUGGAUUGCAGGAGCUUAGGAUCCAAAAUCUGAUCAAAGUGAUAACUUCGGGAUGGUAUUCUACUAAAAAUCUGGCCAUUAGUUCGAUUGUCAUCAUGAAUAAGUGCUAGAUUCCAUAGGUAUCUGAGAAGAACCAACCUGUGCCUAUAUGCAGGUCAACUUGCCAUCUAAAUAAUUGAAAAAUCAAUUCAACACUAGGAACUUCUUUGGUUGGUCAAUUAGGUCCACUAUAUUAAUCACUUUGUUAGAAUAAAAGGGAAAUAUUCAACUAGGUCUCAUUGUGAAGUCUCCCCUCUCCUCUCUAUAUAAAUAUGUAAGGAGUGGGCCUACAAAUUGGUGAUCGGCCCCACCAUACAGGAUGAUAAUGAGACCUAUUACAUUUAUAUUUUUACAUACUCUCUAACACCACUGAAGCUCUGGUUAUGACAAUUUUAGUAUUGAAUUAUGCUUCACAGGUCCAGAUAUUUCAGGAAAUUUUUGAUCCCAUAUUCUUAAUGACUCAUUGAUCCAUGAUGAUUAUGGGCCCGAUUACAUUCAUGUUCUAGUGUAUUCUCUGGCUCUACUGAAGGCCUGUUUAUGAUUAUUUGAGAAAUUCAUUGGAUUUCGCUCCACGGGUUCUAGCCUUGUGAGAAAAAAAUUUGAGUUCAUAUUCUAAAUGGCGCUCCAACACACGACUACAUUCAUGUUCUAGUUGACUCUUUGGGACCACGGAAGGCCAGUUUAUGGGUAUUUGUGGAAAUUUUUGGAUUUCGCUUCACAGGUUCCUGCGUUCCAAGAAAAUGGCUUCACUAUUUGGGGGAGUGGAGAGUGGUGGAUGUUCCUUGCGGCGCAAAGCAUGGCGGUUGGCACCGUCAUGGUCCGGUGGGUGUCCAAGUACUCCGACCCCAUCAUGGCGACCGGAUGGGUACGAGAUCACAUUUAUUUAUUUUUAAUAUAAUUUUAUUAUUAUUACGUGAUCAAUAGCUUCCUCCUCCGAUUGAUUUCCAUCUCACCGCUAUGGGGGGGUGGGUUCUUCUGAUCUCAGCACAUGGUCAUCGGCGGUCUCCCUCUUUUGGCCGUCUCUGUACUUAACCAUGAUCCCGCUGUGAGCGGGGGUCUCAAGGAGCUCACUUCCAGUGAUGUUGCAGCCCUCGUCUACACCUCAGUCUUCGGGAGCGCCGUCAGCUAUGGGGUGUAUUUUUAUAACGCCACCAGAGGUCAUUUUUUCUCCCCUUCUUCAUUCUCUCACAGUGACUCACCAUUCAUUAUAAGCUGCAUUGAUGCGAUGUUAGAGUAGAUGAGGAUGCUUUGUGCCAUUAUCCUGGGGAUUUCUUUCGUCAGCUAGCUUGUGAUCAUUCAGAACGUUGACUCUCUCUCUCUCUCUCUCUCUCUAUCUCUCUCUCGCACAAUGAUUCACCAUUGUAAGCUGCAUUAAUGCCAUUUCGGAGUCCUCUAUUUUUAUCUUCUUUACAAAGUUUAGACGAGGAUGCUCUGUGCCAUUAUUCUGGGGAUUUCUUUGGUCAGCUAGCUUGUGACCAUUCAGAACGCUGACUCUCUCUCUCUCUCUCUCUUUGAAUGCAGGUAGUCUGACGAAGCUCAGUUCGCUCACGUUCCUAACUCCGAUGUUUGCUUCGGUUUUUGGGUAAGUGUGAUGCUCCCCCACGUAGUGUUGAAACGCUUAGAAGCGCCAUGAAUCGUUCAGAGUUUCGGUAAACGGGGGAAGAUGGGUGGGACUUCCAGCUUCCGAUCUCUCUGUUCUUGUUUUCUCUGAGCCCGGUGGUUUGUCCCCGCAGAUUCAUAUACCUCGGCGAGACGUUCUCGCCACUACAGCUAGCCGGUGCCCUCGUGACGGUCGUCGGCAUUUACCUGGUCAACUACAAGGAGGCCGGCGAGAAGACGUGA
Messenger RNA from Spirodela intermedia, 4418 nucleotides. The record is from the annotation of a GenBank genome assembly. Lineage: Eukaryota; Viridiplantae; Streptophyta; Magnoliopsida; Alismatales; Araceae.